AUGGACGACAAAGGCGGCGACAAUGGCUAUGGGGCUUGGGGGAGGGUUCCCGUAUGGGACGGCUCCCCUUUGACCUGGAGGUCCUUCAAACGAGAGAUGCAGUGGUGGCUCUCCAGCUUGGAUGCUGAGUCAACCAAGAAGUACAACUUAGCAGCUCGAUGGCUUCUUCGCCAAAGCGGCACCGUGCGCCAACGUGGCGAGGAAUUCAGUCCUGAUGAAUUGCAGUACCAGAAGGGCGAGUCCUACAUCGAUCCCGAGACGGGCGAAGCGGUGGAGAUCACGGCCGAGGACCCCUUUGCCGGCAUCCACCGCUUGAUGGACGCGCUUGAGCAGAUGAAUGGCCAGUCCACCCUCGACAAGAGAGGCGAAUUGCGAGCGCAAUUCUACUUGCACAUGUGCCGCAAAGCUGGCGAGCGUGUCGCCGACUACUCCUCGCGCUUCCGAACAAGCAUUGCUGACUUGCGGGCUGAGGGGGUUAAGCUUCCGGAUGCUGAGCUUGGCUGGUUCUAUAAGGAGAAGCUUGGGCUGGAUCCCCUCCGAAAGCAGUUGUUGGAGACCGCUUUGGGCGGAUCUGAGGCCUAUGCCACCAUCGAGUCGGAGGCUCUGCGUCUUUUCCGUGACCUUCAUUCGCAGGACCCGCUGUUCAGGAGACUCGACCGGCCCACGAAUAAGUUAACCAUCCGGAGGAUGUUCCCUGCGCCCUCGUCCUCUUCGGCUCCCUCCUCCUCCUCGACGACCAGCGGUGCCCCUUCGACCCGACGAUCGUCGAUUUCCUCUAUGGCGUCUUCGGCGGGACAGCUUGCCAGGCGGCAGCAGACUCGUCAAGUGCACGUUUCCGAGGCGGCCGUCGAGGACGUGGUUGACGACUCCUUUGAGGCCCUUGCCGAGGACCCCGUUGUCGACGACGCCGAGCUCGACGGCGAGGACCGGACCCUCGAGGAGGUGCUGCAGACCGAGGUGGAGCAGCUCGCCGAGGAGAUCGCCGAGGCUGAAGCUGAGGGCGUUACCCUUGUCAUGGAGAAUGGAAUCGAGGCGAGUGCUGAAGCUUUGGUGUCGAUGAGGGAAGCCCGCGUGAAGCUGGCCGAGGUCAGGAAAGACCGUGGCUUCAAGGGGCCGGGCCGUGGCCGUGGAUCGGCCAGCAUCCAGGCCAAGAAGAAGGAUGGCAAGCAUCACGAGGUGGUCCAGACUGAGGCCGGCGAUGUUGUGCCGAGGGACGUGCUGAUGAUUAGCGCCGAGCCGGGCCGAGCUUUGCAGCAGGCUUUUGAGAUGUCGGUUGCCAGGGCCGAGGUGAAUGUUGCUGCUGCCCCUGGCCCGCUUGCUGCCGAUAAGGCUGUGGUUGGAGCUCUGGACAGCGCGUGCAAUCGCACCUGCGCCGGCGAAGCCUGGAUUGAGGAGUACAUUUCGUUGCUUCGGGAUGCCCCGGCCGAG
Messenger RNA from Symbiodinium sp. CCMP2456, 1428 nucleotides. The record is from the annotation of a GenBank genome assembly. NCBI's taxonomy places the organism in Eukaryota, Dinophyceae, Suessiales, Symbiodiniaceae.